UCUGGUAGCGAAGCAGAAGGAGCUACAGCACCGCAUCAUCGAGCUCAAAGAAAUCAACGAGCGGAAACGAGAGAGAUGCCAUGUGACUCCCAUUGUCGACAAUCUCAUCAAAGCCACGUCACCGCUGUACGGACAACUGGCCCAGGAAUACAACAACCAGGACCGAAUAGCGACGUAUGUGUGGGCAUAG
Molecule: messenger RNA, 190 nt
Organism: Sphaeroforma arctica JP610
Lineage: Eukaryota; Ichthyosporea; Ichthyophonida
Exons: 1
Source: RefSeq, a predicted model, not a curated record